UGUCUGUGAUAACAAUUCCGUUUUGUUUUGCGUUCACUCCGGCAAAUUAAACGUAUAUUUUGUAGUUUACCGGCGACUGUAUACAAUUACUAUGUACGCGAUUUAUAGAAUCAAUGUAGUAUGUCUAUGAUCUGCUUUACCCGAUACUGACCAUAAUGGAUUCACAACUAAUAUCUCAAUAUUGGAAAGAUAUUACAACGGCUUUUCCGAUUUUGUCUGACAAUAAGGAUGCCGAACCAUGUGAUGAUGUACAAUUUCAAUCAAUACAAGAAAUGAUUAAAACCAAUAAAUUCUCGAAUUUUGUUUACGAGAUGGUUAACAUUCGUGUUCGUGAAGAGAUCAAAUCUAAAAUACUGAACGAAUUUUGGUUGUACUUUAUGUCUGAUAAUGUUGUCGAUUGUAGUUUUCUUAAAGACCAAGAUCUAAUGCCUGAUGACUAUAGCGGUUUUGAAAAAUUUAAAACGGCCACAUGUGAAUUGUACGGUAUAAUCCUGACGUAUACGGAAACAAUCAAACGUCUUCAACUGUUAUUUGAUUCGGAAAAAACAAAUUUAAGAAAGAAUUUCCUCUUGCAAAUCUGUGCAAUUCUUCAUUCCACUCUUCCCGCCGAAUACAACACGAUCAUUUACCAGUUUUAUCGAGUCGCUUUAAAAGUUUUUACCAAAGACGACGGUAUUGGAGAUAAAAAAAAUACUUCGAGAGACGGCGUGUUCCGUUGCAAUGGUUGUGCUUUUGAAGUUGUGGAUUGUAAAUGUGAACAUAUUUUGGAGUCUUUUCAUUUGACUAACUGGCAACUAAUCGAUAUCGGUUUGUUAGAACCGUUGGCAGGUGAUGUUAUUAUAGACUUGAUUCGUAAUAGGAUCGAAACUGAGGUUCAAGACAUAACAAAAGAAAAUUUUGGAGAAUAUCAAGUAUCACUUUUAGAAAAGUGGAUAGAUACUGUCGUUUACGAUUGGAUGAGGCAUAUAUACAAACCAAAAUGUAGUAACGUGGUGAUAAUAGACGAUAAGAGUUUGGAAGUAUUCAUGAGGAAGCUGAAGCAUUUACUUUACGAGUCUUACACCAAAACUAGAAUCGAUCAAUUGUUCAACAUAAUUAUUGAAUAUCCGGACUCUGAACCGGCUGUUAUGGAUUUAUCAGCCACGCUUAAAAAAACUGAUUUGAAAUCAGUGUUAUGUCGAAAGUUGCAAAUCGCGUUACAGAAUAGACUACUCCACCCAGCUGUUAACACCAUUGACAUAUUGACAGCUUACACGUCGGCAAUUAAAGUCUUGAGAAAAAUUGAUGCCAGUGGUGCGCUUUUACAAGAAGUCACUCAACCUAUUAGAGUGUAUUUGCGAAGUCGUGAAGACACAGUACGUUGCGUUAUGACUACACUUACGGAAGAGGGUAACUAUUUGACUGAUGAACUAGUGAGAGGUGAGAACAUGCUAGACGACGAAGACGUUUACGAAGACGAAAGUAUGGCGGACUGGAUGAAUUGGAAACCGGAUCCAGUGGACGCAAAUCCAUCACCAGCUUCUAAACGAUUCCGUAACUCCGAUAUUGUAUCAAUGUUGGUGGACAUUUACGGUACGCGAGAAUUAUUCGUCAACGAAUACAGAACAUUACUCGCAGAUCGGCUGCUUACACAAUUUACAGAGAAUAUCGACAAAGAAAUCAGAUAUUUGGAAUUACUGAAAUUGAGAUUUGGUGAAUCGUUGUUACAUUCGUGCUCUGUCAUGCUGAAAGACGUGUACGAUUCGAAACGAAUCAACCACCAUUUGUAUUCGGAUCCAACAUCAAAUCUGUCCACAAACAGUACAAAUAGUGAACAAGAAUUUCCAGUGACUGCCAUAAUUGUGUCGGCUCAAUUUUGGCCGACCUUUAAGGACGAUAUUAAUCUAGAACUGCCUGCGGUUAUUAAAAAGCAUAUGGACAAUUACACUAAAGCGUUCGAAGCUUUUAAAGGUAACCGUACUUUAAAUUGGAAAACACACCUUGGCAUUAUUGACAUUGAUAUCGAAAUAAACAAUAGGAAGUUAAAACUAUCAGUCUCACCCAUUCACGCAACCAUAUUAUGGCAUUUCCAAGAUAAAGAGGAAUGGACAAUUGAUGAGCUUAGUAUGGAAAUGCGUGUUCCCGCUACGAAUCUGAGACGACGGAUUGGCUUUUGGCAAAAUCAGGGUUUACUGAGGGAAAAAUCGGUUGAUACAUUUAUUCUCGUGGAAGACGGCAUUCCGACUACGAGUUUAUCGGGAAAAGGAAAUAGGAACAGCAUGGGAGGUCGUGGUUCAGAAUUUGCGUGUUGUGAGGACGACGAAAUGGAAAGCGCCAUGGCUUCUGCACAAGACCAAAGAGAAGAAGAAUUACAAGUGUUUUGGUCGUACAUUGUGGGCAUGCUAACAAACUUGGACUCUUUACCGCUCGACAGAAUACACCAAAUGUUAAAGAUGUUUGCUACUCAAGGAACUGGCGUCGACUGCAGUCUGACUCAACUGCGAAUUUUCUUAGACGACAAAGUCAAAGAGCAUAAACUUUUGUUUACUGGUGGCCGUUACAAGCUGGCUAAAUAAUAAUCUCAUACAAAAGCUGCUGUUGUAAAAAAAUAUUUUGUACAAUUUGCAUUUAGCCAAAAUCAUUUUAGUAUAAUUUCUAUUUUUAUACAAAUUUUUUAGUUAUAUUUGUUAUUAUUUAAAUAAUAAUUCUGUCGUCUUAUGCCUAUUGACGAUUGUACCGCAUUGAAGUUAAUAUUUAAUUUUUGGAUAAACGAUUAACGCUUACCUUCAGCUUAAUUAUAAAAGGGGAGGGAUAUCAUACAACUUGUAUACCCAUAAAAAAGGGGACUUCACAUCCCUAUUGUUUAAAAUUAAAGACGUUGUAAGCUGUAACACAUGACGUGCCAAGUAUAAUUUAAUAUACAGUGUCCCAAAAA
Adelges cooleyi (spruce gall adelgid) is the source of this 2914-nucleotide messenger RNA. It is a transcript of the gene morula, whose product is annotated as anaphase-promoting complex subunit 2. Lineage: Eukaryota; Metazoa; Arthropoda; Insecta; Hemiptera; Adelgidae. Bases 156 to 2555 code for a protein of 799 amino acids. Gene Ontology annotation, molecular function: ubiquitin protein ligase binding. Gene Ontology annotation, cellular component: anaphase-promoting complex. The record is from RefSeq and is a predicted model, not a curated record. The transcript has 13 exons. Gene Ontology annotation, biological process: ubiquitin-dependent protein catabolic process.